Messenger RNA from Gordionus sp. m RMFG-2023, 4962 nucleotides. Its product is annotated as BOS complex subunit NOMO1-like. Gene Ontology annotation, cellular component: endoplasmic reticulum membrane. The transcript is spliced from 23 exons. The record is from RefSeq and is a predicted model, not a curated record. Lineage: Eukaryota; Metazoa; Nematomorpha; Gordioida; Chordodea; Parachordodidae. Bases 30 to 4559 code for a protein of 1509 amino acids.
UUCAAAUAACCAUAUUUUUUGGUUUUGAUAUGUUCAUUUUACUAUGCCUAAUAUCUCUCCCUCUUAUAAACAAUGCCCACAUUAUAGCUUGUAGUGGUUACAUUAAAUCUAAUGUAUCUGAAAUAUCAUGGGCAUCGAUUAAGGUUCACCUUUUUAAAUAUGGUGCAUUAAAGGGCCAAGCAGAAUUAUCUCCACAUAACAAUCUUUAUAUUAUUCCUAUAUAUGAAAAUGGAACUUAUACCAUAAAACUUGAUGUGCCAGGGAAUUGGAAUUUUUACCCUUCUGAAUAUAAUAUUUUGAUUGACGGUGUAACUGAUCAAUGUACAAAAGGAGAAAAUUUAAAUUUCGAUUUUGCAGGAUUUUACUUAUCUGACAGAAUUUACACAUUUCCUAAAUUAAAAGGCCCAAGUGGAGUGCACAUAGAGCUGAGAGAUAAAAUUAUGAACAAUUUAAUUAUGAAUACUAUAACGGAUAAUGAAGGAAUGUAUCACUUUUCAAAGCCAAUACUACCUGGAAAUUAUAAAAUUAAUGCAUUGCAUGAUCAUUGGCAGUUUAUUCAAUCCCAAAUAUUGAUUAAUUUGACAAAAGAUGGGAAUAUUGAAAAAUUAAUUGGCGAAGAUAUAUUAGUAACUGGAUACUUGAUAAAAGCCAAAAUUCUUCUAAUUAAUGGGCCAGGAUUAGAUCCCAAUCAACCGACUAAACAAAAUGGUUUUCGAGUAAAUUUUUAUCUUUUCACGAUCGAUAAUCAAGUCACCUGUGAACGCGUCAAAUGUCAGCAGGAUUAUGGCUAUGAAGUUAAUCAAGAAGAUAGCGAUACCAUAAUAACCGAUAGCCAAAAUAUUGCUAAAAAUAUUAUAUCCAAGACUCUCUAUCCAAAUAACACAAAGGUGAGGCAAGAUAACUUUAAACUUUGUAAACAAUGCCAUUCUGACACAUUAACGGGACAAGUUGGUUAUUCUAAUGUAAUUCCUGGUCGAUAUAGAAUGAUACCCUAUUAUCGAAACAAAGACGUAAAGUUUGAAGUCUUUCCAAAUUAUCUAGAUUUCGAAGUGACGAAUUUUGACAUGGAUUUUAGUGCAACCCCGUUCGAUAUUUUGGGAUUCUCAAUUGCGGGAAAUGUUUUUAACAAUCACACUGCCCCCGUUGCCAAAAACGGCUUGCCAAACGUUAAAUUGGAGUUAUUCGGUCUGAAAAAUUUUGAAGUCAUUACCGAUACCUUGGGUAAAUAUGUGAUUGAUGGUGUUAAAAGCGGUCAUUAUCAGUUAAAACUUACCAAGGAUCAUUAUUAUUUUCCCUCGGAUUUAAAGAUAUAUGUUUCUCCUAACAAUGCUAUACUCCAAGAUAUAUACCCGGAAAGUUAUGACGUAUGUGGGCGUUUCGAUAAAGAACUUAUGGAUGCUACCGAAAAAUUGCCCCCCUUUGAAAGGAUAAAAAUUUUAUUUUCCGAACAAAAUAAUAAGAAUGUCAAAGAGGAAAUUAAUCCCAGGGCUCAGGGUACCUUUUGUGUUCCACUUAAACCCGGAACAUAUGAUAUUGAAAUAUCCUUACCUAACGAAGAAGCUUUUUCGGGUAUUAAAUAUGCAGCCAAUCCACCUUACAUUCGUGUUAAAAAUAAUCCGAUUCUGGGAUUAGUUUUUAAACGUUAUUAUGUCUCUAUACAAGGACGAAUUCAUUGCAUAGACGAUUGUGCUUUCCAAAAUCUUACUCUUCAUUUAUAUCGCAUUACUUCCGGGCAUGAUCAUCAAGAGAAUCUUCUAAGAUCUACUCAACCCACUAAUAUGAAUAAUAUUGACGAAAACAUAAUAACUAGAUUUUCAUUUGAUUCGCUCCCACCAGGUCCGACAUACAAUGUUUGCGUGGAAGAAUUCAAUCAUGACGUCCUAUGCUGGUUAGAUAAUAAGUAUUGCAAGGAAUUAAGCUACCAUCAGACCUAUGGGUACCCACCAAUAGAUUUAUAUCAGAUUGGACGCAAAAUUAGGAUCAAACCGAGGUUCGAUGAUAACAAACUCGACGACAAAAGAAAAUUCGCCACGUUUCCUGUACGUAUUUUUGGCCAGCAAAAUGCCACGAAGGUCAAUGAAGAUACUCGAAUUAAAUGCGUAAACGUUUUUGGUUAUGAGAAGAAAGAUGGAGAAGCGGAUGAAAGUACUAUGGACAUAACAUGUGAACUUGAGGCAAAAGAACAAAGUCUUUGUUUGCCUGUUAAAGAAAAAUUACACAUCCAACCUCAAACUUGUACCUUAUUUUCUUUCACUACCAAUGAGUUACAAAAGUCAUAUGCAAUCGAUACUUCCAAUCUCAAUGAUUUGGCAAUUGACACACCAGCUUUGCACAAAGCUUAUACCGGCCCUAUAUUAAUAGAAUUUGAACCCGUUCGGUAUAAAUUAUCGGUGGGUAUCAAUAUAUUAACGAAUUAUCGGAUGAGAAAAGGUUAUAAGAUUGCUCGUAUAUGCUUGAUCCCUCUUAUUACACCUGCCAAUGGGAAUGGUCAAGAUCCUUUUUUUUGUGAAGAUGUAAUCUACAAAUCGGACAUCGUAAUUGAAGUUCCAAAUAAACCUAACAGAAUGAUACACAAAACUUUCAACGUUGAUAUUAUCAAACACCCUAAACUAGAGGUAACUAUCCAGUCCGAAGAAUAUUUAUUUCGCCAAUUAUCUUACUCAUUCACAUUUAACGUCGAAGAAAUGGAAAAAGACUGCAAAAAUAAAAUUGUUUUCGAGAUGUUACCCUCGCUCUUCAUUGGUGGCAAAAUUUACCCUUCUACGACAGGCAUUAAAAUUGAUUUGAUAUCGGAAAUAGACAAAUCCAUCCUUAAUACUACUUAUACGGAUGAUAACGGGUCUUACUUGCUCGGGCCUAUAAGCGAUGGGAUAAACUACGAGAUAAUCCCUUCUAAAGACGGAUUUAACUUCCUUAGUCGUUCAACUUUCACUCAAGAUAUUGAUCCCAAUGGCGUUUCACACUCCUUCAAAACAAUCUAUCGCGAUUUUGAUAUUUCAAAAAUAUCCAAGCUAAUUAUUCAAAUAUUUAUCAAAGAAGACCCUAUUCAAUCCAACGCCACACCUUUAUCUAACGUUCUCAUAUCGCUUAGCGGUGUCAAAGAUAGAAAUUAUAAAAGUUUUAACUCGACCGGUCAAAACGGAACAUUAACCUUUAUAGGGCUCGCCCCGGGUCAGUAUUACAUAUUGCCCAUUAUGAAAGAAUUUGAUUUCGAACCCACAUCUCAAUUGAUAACGUUGCAAGAAAAAGGCGAACCGCUUCACAUUAGGAUCUUAGCUAUAAAAUCAGCUUUCAGUUGCAGGGGCAUAGUCACUUCCUUAAACGGCCAACCCCUAACCACAUUAUCUACUGUGCCCCGGGCCUCUAUAUCCACCUCCCAACUUGCACAUUCGACAUACGAUUCUGAUAUGCUGACAACUCCUGGAGCCAAUAACGAAUUACAUAUGGAGGCUAUAGGAAUAGAGCAUAACGAAAAUGACAAUUUAAAUUAUAACAAAAGAAAAUGCAGCUUGCUUAAGGAAGAUGGAACGAUAUCUAAAUCUAGUGGCCACUUUGAAGUUAAGGCUUUAGUUCCUGGCUGCACUUAUAUUUUAACACUCAACGUACUGAGUCAAGAAAUUUUAAAGAUUCAUAGAGGAAAUGGCUCUCACAUAUUAGCCGAUAUAAUCUUGAAAUCCAUUCCUUCUCAUUAUAUAAUAUCGGUUCCUUCUAACCAAAAAGAAGAUUUGCCAGGUUUUUAUCGAUUUCGGGUCAUGACUCCAUCUAUUUCUGAUUCUCUCCUUAAGGUGGAAUCACAUUUUUACGGCAAAGUAAAUAUAUUUGUGGAAGAUCGUGUUAUUGAUAGGAAUGCGCCGAUCCCUCCUUUGGUCAUUCUUCGUUCCUCCUACACAGGCAGAACGGAUUACAAACUUCUAGAUCAUUUUAAGAUAUCCUUGUAUCUUUCUGCUUCAUCUACAGUUUUCGACGAAACGCUCAUUCAAACCAAACAUUUAAAUUCCCGUUCUGAAUUUUUUUCAUUUGAUCCCAUACCAAUGGAUUAUCAGAAAUACACUAUUAAAUUAGAAUCAACCAGUGGUCUCGAUGGAAACCUAUACCAACUCCCCAUAGUUUCUAAAUUAUCAUUUACAGCUGAUUUAUCCUCUCGGUUCCUUUCUUUCGACGUUUUUGUUAAACCCAAACAUCAAUCAAAUUAUGAACAGGUGACAUUCAAUGAUUCGUCAUCUCUCGAUGAAGAAAAUUAUCAGGAAGAUACCGGAAAAACCCCUUCACUUUCCAAUAAAAGUAGUCUGAAGGAGAUGGCCUUAUUCUGCGUUUUCUUACUCAGCUUGAUUAUAAUGAUAUAUGGACACGAACGUUUUAUCAAUUUUUUCCGCAACUUUUUAGUUCCCACACUAGAGUACAUGUUAAACAAAAGUACUUCUACAUUUAAACUUUCACCCGUCAGUUCUAGAAAUAAUUUUUCUGAGUCUUCCUCAGAUACCUAUAUAAAUCAAGACAUUAAUUCAGACGCCUUAUGGGGAGAUUCUUGGAGGAAAAAAGGAAAAGUCAAAAAAACUUAGUCAUUUUAGCCCAAAUAUUAUUGAGGAUUUUUUUUGAUUGUAGAAUAAAUAUAUAGGGAGUAGUUUGUGAUAACUGAGUAUUUUUUGUAGUCAUUUUAGUAUUGGACUUUUUUACUCGAAUUUUUAUUGAUCUUUAUUUUUACCUUACUAUAAAUCAUAAUGAUCCUAUCUUUUGUAUAUUCAAUCUUUAUAAAUUGCUGAUGUUAAACUUUUUCACAAUGUAAUAAAUUAAUUUGGAAAUUACUUAUUUUCUAUUAUAUUCUUCACUGUUAAUUUAACGCAUUAAUAUUUAAGACUUAUAAGGUUAUAUAAAUAUUUAUUGACUAAAAAUACAGUUAUUGAAAAAUGUAAUAAAUUGUAUAAAAUAUAUAUAAAACUUUUAUUUAUAAAUAAUUACAUACAA